AUGUCGACACCCAAUCGCGAUCCUUCCGCCACCUCGUCCAGACCGAGUCUGGAUGCCCAGUCGCCCACCGGCUCCUCUAGAACAUCUCUACGCAUCCCCUCUAUGCCCAGCGCCGCAGCCCAACACCGCCAAAGCUUCAACGAAUUAAGAGGCCUGCCUCCCUCUCCCAGAUCCCAACGACCACCUUCUCUGUCGCAGUUGGCCGUGCAAGAACUCAUCGACAAUCCCCCAAUGAAGAACCCCGAUCCCAAAUUCGCAGGUCGCGAAUGGACCACCAUCAAGGUUAAAGAGCUGGUCAGCCCAGGGGACCUUCGGUUCGUGGACAUCAAGACGGCGGUGGAAUCAGCCACAAAGAUCCUCGUCGAGUCAGGAGCCCCCGCUCUGCUCGUCCGCGAAAACGCCGAGUCUGACGACUCGCCCGUCAUUGGGACGUUCGACUAUCGCGACCUCAAUGCCUAUCUUCUGUUGGUCGUGGGUCUGAUCAAACCCGAGGAUGAUGAUCGUGCCGAAGAACUGGAAAGAUUGGCUCAACAAGCACGCGAAGGAAAGGCCAUGCACCUCCGAGACAUCAAGUCUCUCAGCAAGAAAGAGCCGUUGACAUUCCUGAGCGAGGACUCGGAUUUGCUCAAGGCAAUCGAGACGUUCGGCAAAGGAGUCCAUCGCGUCGUCGUCGUGAACGAGUCGACCAAAGAGGCAACGGGCGUCCUGAGUCAGACAAGGCUGACCCAAUUCCUCUGGGAGUAUGGCAGGAGUUUCCCGGUGCUGGAACACCUCUAUGCCCAACACCUGCGCGAUCUCAAGAUUGGUUCCAAUGAUGUCGUGGCCAUCAACGGUGACCGACCUCUGGCGGACGCCCUGACUAUGCUCUACACCGAAGGCGUCUCGUCGCUCGCUGUGGUGGACCACAACUACAAUGUCAUCGGCAACAUCUCCAACAUCGACGUGAAACUACUCAUCAAGUCCACCUCCCUGCCUCUCCUGCGGAAUACCUGCAUCCACUUCAUCACCGUCAUCCUCUCCACGCGCGGCAUGAAUGAAGGAAAGGACUCGUUCCCCGUGUUCCACGUCACCCCGCAGUCGACGCUCGCUCAUACCGUUGCCAAACUCGUCGCCACCAAGUCCCACCGCCUGUGGAUUACAGAUCCGGCUUCCCCGAUCUCCUCGGGCCCGCCCACACCCUCCAUCCAUUCCGCCACCCUCGCCCCGACCUCGAGCCACGCCUCCUCCGUCGUCACGGGCAGCGCAUUCCCGGCCGCCACCCCCUCCACCACCUUGGAUCCAUCUUCAAGCGCCAUAGUCGACCAGUCGCCCAAGACACCGUUCAUCACGCCCACCGGGCCCAGCGUCUCUGCGUCUUCGUUGCCUGGCGCCCGGAUUUCCGGCCGUCUUGUCGGCGUCGUGAGUCUCACGGACAUUUUGAUCCUCUUUGCCCGCGUCGGCGGCAUGGACGAUGUCGCCGACCCCAACGAGGUCCGCAUGAGACGACGCCGAAGCAGCUCCAGCAGUGUCCGGAAGAGUUUCGACCUAGGCCCACGUCCGUCUCUUACUGGACAAGGAAGCGGUGUAGGGCGCCUGUCAGGUGAACGUUCCAGGUCGAGGAGGAGCAGUCUGGCCAGCGUCUCAUCGCCUGGUAACGGAGCUGGGAAAGGUUGA
Messenger RNA from Capronia coronata CBS 617.96, 1653 nucleotides. RefSeq lists its product as uncharacterized. The transcript is spliced from 3 exons. Gene Ontology annotation, molecular function: protein serine/threonine phosphatase inhibitor activity. Gene Ontology annotation, biological process: cellular response to glucose starvation; regulation of mitotic metaphase/anaphase transition. NCBI's taxonomy places the organism in Eukaryota, Fungi, Ascomycota, Eurotiomycetes, Chaetothyriales, Herpotrichiellaceae. Bases 1 to 1653 code for a protein of 550 amino acids. The record is from RefSeq and is a predicted model, not a curated record.